This is a messenger RNA of Ficedula albicollis (Collared flycatcher), 1382 nucleotides long. RefSeq names its product intermediate filament family orphan 2 (gene IFFO2). The transcript has 9 exons. The record is from RefSeq and is a predicted model, not a curated record. The annotation marks the transcript as partial. NCBI's taxonomy places the organism in Eukaryota, Metazoa, Chordata, Aves, Passeriformes, Muscicapidae.
CCCGGGCCGCUGCCGUCGCCGCCGCACUACGGGCGCCUGCCCGGCACCAUCUGGAGCUACACCCAGGUGCGGCGCACCGGCGGCGGCGGCCUGGAGACCGUGCAGGGCCCCGGCGUGUCCUGGGUGCACCCGGACGGGGUCGGCGUGCAGAUCGACACCAUCACCCCCGAGAUCCGCGCCCUCUACAACGUGCUGGCCAAAGUCAAGCGGGAGCGCGACGAGUACAAGAGGAAAUGGGAAGAGGAGCUGACGAGAAGGAUGAGCCUGGAAUCCAUGGUGGAAACCUUGAGAGAGGAGGCACAGGAAGCAGAAGCUCUCCAGGAGGAGCUGAAUGAGAAGAUUGAGAGGCUGAAAGCAGAGCUGGUGGUCUUUAAGGGUCUGAUGAGUGAUCCCAUGACAGACCUGGACACAAAGAUCCAAGAAAAGGCCAUGAAGGUGGACAUGGACAUCUGCCGCCGAAUCGAUAUCACGGCCAAGCUGUGCGAUGUCGCGCAGCAGCGCAACUCGGAAGACGUUUCCAAGAUUUUCCAGGUGGCCUCCAAGAAGAAGGAGAGGAAGCUGACGUCGGACGAGGAGCUGUCGGAGCAGGACGCCGACAACGGGAGGUUCUCGGAUGAUGAGGUCAGCUGCUCCCUCAACAUCACGGAUGAGAUGAAGAGGAUGUUCAACCAGCUCCGUGAGACCUUUGAUUUUGAUGACGACUGUGACAGUUUAACAUGGGAGGAGAACGAGGAAACGCUGCUGCUUUGGGAGGACUUCACCAACUGCAAUCCCUCCAUUGACCUCCAAGGAGAGGAAGAAAACCUGGGAAACUUGAUCCACGAAACAGAGUCUUUCUUCAAAACGAGAGACAAGGAAUACCAGGAGACAAUAGGGCAGAUAGAGCUGGAACUGGCCACAGCCAAGAGCGACAUGAACCGGCACCUGCACGAGUACAUGGAGAUGUGCAGCAUGAAACGGGGCCUGGACGUGCAGAUGGAGACCUGCAGGAGGCUCAUCAAGGGCUCAGCUGACAGGAAUUCUCCAUCCCCCAGCUCAGUAGCCAGCAGUGACUCAGGAAACACAGAUGAAAUUCAGGAUGAUCUGGACAGAGAGACGGACGUGGAGCCCAUGGUCAGCUGAUAGCAAGUGGAGCAUUCCAGAGAAGGGGAAGAUGGAGAGAAAAGAUUGCAAACCAAUUGCUGGGGGAAAGGUGAAAGACUUGAGAGCCCCUGCAGAGGGACUCUGAGGACUCAUUCCUACAUGCAUCCCCUCCCACCCAAGGAUUGGUGCUGUACAUUUCUAUUGUUCUACAAACCAUAAAUGCAGAGUCCUGUAGGAAAACACGGUGUUUUAAUUGUGCCUUUGCCCCAAGCUGAGCCACUUUGAGCUCCAGUGGAAUA